GCUUCGCCGCGGCCGGAUGUACAAGUGGGGUGGCCUGCGCGCCGGGGCGAAACUUGCAAGCUCCCCCUUUAUCGAGCUUGCAGAUGGCUGUGCCUUUUCGAUUUUGACGUGUCCCUCCGUGUUUCUUACCGUUCGUUCGUUCGUAUUCUUCGUGCUAUAAUAUUUCCGUCGUUUAAUUCAUCGUUCGCUUUAUCGUUCGCCACAAUCAGCAUCCCUCGACAUGCCCAGGAAAGUCGGAUUCAAUGUCGUCUAUGCCACGAGCGAGGAGGAUAGGCAUUCGUCGCUAGAACUUAAUGUUCACGGGCCAACGGUAAGAGGUUGGCAAAGUGCAAGAAAUUGCACAUAUCCUCAGGAACUGAUUCUACGUCUUCAUGGGCCCACGAAACUUACGAGAAUACAAGUUCUGGCUCACCAAUAUCUUAUACCUGAGAAGUUGGAGAUCUGGACAACGAGGGAAGAAAAUGCAUCCGCUUCAACGGAUUUCAGUUACCUGGGCUACAUUACACUAUCCGACAAUGCAUCGACCCUUUAUAAGAGCAGAGAGUUGAAAAGCGUGGCUCUUCCUGAAACGGAAGCGCUAUCAUUGAAGCUCAGGCUACACAAACCGCACAGUAACGCGCACAACACCUAUUGUCAGGUUGGUCUUAUUGCUAUAAAUAUACUUGGGGAGCCCUACGGCCAAGAAUUAACCGGACAGGGAGAUGCUCCAUAUAAUCCACAUUAUAUUUCACCUUACGACGAUCUAGCAUUUGAAAUGUAUGUUGAUCGCGAAGUGGCCAAAAUCAUAAGGCAAAUGGAAGCGAAAAAAUUGCUGGCGGUGGAAGAGGAAAGAUUCGAAUAUGCUUCGAAAUUGAAAGUGGCAAUGGAAAAUUUAAGAAAAGCAGGGGAACGACUGGGCAAAUACGAAUUGGAAAAGAAGUAUGCUAUAGCUUUAGAAGACUAUGAUAAGGCUAAGGCUAAAAAGGCUCAAGCUCAACAAUACAGACAGCAGGUCUAUCAAUCGUUGGAGAUAUACAACUUGCUCGAGGUUCACGGACCUGUAGAAAAAAAUAAUUUAUCAUGCGUGGAGGCAGAGCCAGAACAGACAUCGACUGACACAUGUGCUUCGAAAACAGUGACGUUGCCCGACGACAUCACAUCUCCCCCGAGAUUAGUUAUACCACCUAAUCGUAAUGGUGCCUUGUCACCUACUGGUCCUGCACAUCAACCGCCCGUGUCGCCUUUACAUCAGAAAUCUAAUAGUCCUGAAGUAACCGAUAGUCCUACGAACGGGGUCCAUGAAAAGCAGAGCAACUGUAACAAGGGAUCUCUUAGGAGAAAAACUAAAUCAGCGGGCCCGGCUCUUCGCUCAAGUUACGAGGCUUAUGAAGAAAGAACCAUUCCCGCUCUGAGACACUCACAUACGAAUGAAUUCACUAGAGAAUGCCACCUGGAUAGCUCAGAGAUCAAAGUUACCUCGAAACUUAACGAUAGAGAGAAAAAACAAGCUGCAUUGCCUAUCGCGGUCUUCGGGAUGGACAUGGUGGAGAAAUUUUAUUCGAAGCAAUUCACGGAUAAAGAGGAAGGACUAAUGCAACUGAAGGAAGAAUUAAAAACGUUCGAUCCGGAAGUAUCGAAGCAUUCUCCGAAUAAAACAGCCAGGGCAGCAAUUCUACUGUUGCACAGAGCUCUUAGAGACAAAGUCUUCAGCGUAUAUAGUUUAGCUGCACAACUUAUCAGAAUCUUCUUCGCUGAAUUUGCCACGGAUAGAGUGUCCUCAACUGAGAUCGCCAGAAGUGUCGAACGUUUGCUGCCGGAACUUCUGACAAAAUCCGGUGAUACCACCCCUAGGAUACAUAAUAUGGCAGUGCACACAAUCCUCAGUAUGGCAGACUGCAAAUGCGUGCGAGAAUUGCAUAUAAUACCGGUGCAUUUAACUAGGCCCGUCAACAGUAGCACGCAUCAAAGACUAGCACUAAGCAGACUAGAGAUGGUGGAGCAACUGAUACUGAGCCAUGGCAUUUCCACGGAGAAGCAAAGGUAUUGUAAUUGUUGUAGCGGGCUGACUUGUCGGACGUUAUCCGAAUUAGGUUCUUCCGGUUUACAUCAUCCAGCCGAGGCAGUGCGGAAGGUCUCCGAAAGGAUUCUUGUGUUAGUAUACAAGGUCAAUCCUCGACUGGUGCGAAAGCAAUUGCCGCCUGAUGACGAUAUAACUCGACGAAAUCUGCUAUAUCGUCAGCUCUUCCACGAAUUCGAUUUGAUCGAUCUUCAGAGGAAAAAGGAAGCCGAAUCCACCCAUAAAGCAACAACGACGCCUACGCGAACUAAAUCUACAGAAAAUAAUGUAACUAAUUUAACUAAAUCACCUUCGAGAUCGAGCCCGGUUGUAAGCACCGGAAGUUCAACGAGUAUUACGUCUCCGUCCGAGAACAGUAUUGAUCAUAAGGGAGAUAAGAUGUGCAUAUUUUGUCUAUCAAAAGGUCAAGUCUAUUCUGAAGAAGGUUUGAAUAUACAUUAUUGGAGAACUUGUCCUAUGUUAACAAAAUGUGAAGCAUGUAAGCAAGUCGUAGAAAUUUCUUACUUGAAUCUACAUUUGUUAAAUGAAUGUGAUAUGAGAAGUAAUUAUGUAAAAUGUGAAACAUGUAAACAGGCAGUUCAUGAAAAUACAUUCGAAAAUCAUAGACAAGAUAAAAAAUGCACAAAACCUAUAGAGGGAUACGAACGCUGUCCUCUCUGUUUGGCUUUGGUCAAUCAAAACAAAUGGAGAGAACAUCUCAUGGGAGAACAUCCAUGUAUAAAUAAUCCACGAAGCAAGAUUGGAAAAAGUUGUUCGAAAUCACCAUCUAAUUCACAAAAUCUUACCGGCAAGUUAACAUCGCCAACGGGUAGGGAUUACUAGCAUCAGGCAUCAACCUCGAAAUCAACGGAGAAAUUCGACAAGUCUUAGGAAGAAUUUUUAUUUUUUUCUUUUUAUAGUUUAUAUAUAUGUUAUGAGCUGUCCAGCUUUUUUUAUAUUUGU
Camponotus floridanus (Florida carpenter ant) is the source of this 2998-nucleotide messenger RNA. RefSeq names its product centrosomal protein of 104 kDa. The record is from RefSeq and is a predicted model, not a curated record. The transcript is spliced from 15 exons. Bases 221 to 2878 code for a protein of 885 amino acids. NCBI's taxonomy places the organism in Eukaryota, Metazoa, Arthropoda, Insecta, Hymenoptera, Formicidae. Gene Ontology annotation, cellular component: cilium.